Molecule: messenger RNA, 447 nt
Organism: Dermacentor albipictus
Lineage: Eukaryota; Metazoa; Arthropoda; Arachnida; Ixodida; Ixodidae
Source: RefSeq, a predicted model, not a curated record
ACCACCCCUUUGGCUGCGCUGCGACUUUGUCGUCUCCCAGCAGACAUCCUCCGAUCUUAAAAUGAAGGUUCUGCUCAUCUGCGGACUCGUCCUCGCCGGAGCUUUCCUCGCUGAGGCUGCCAGUGGUAGGGAACUGUGCGGUCUGAGCGAUGACGAAAUCAAGGGAGUUCUAAGCUGCAUGACAGACAGCGCACCCCCAGAGGUGAAGCCAAAAGCCUUGGAGAUGCUCGGCGAGAAAGGAGACAAAGCGGUUGAACUUAUUAAGGCCAAAUGCGAGACGGAUAUGGACUUUGGCGAGAUGAUUAGCACUGUGUUUUCGGAGACUGUGGCGACUGGCAUUAAGGCGGCCUACGCUCAGUGCAAGCCUGCCUCCAGCUAGCAAGCGAGCCAUCGGAGUCUUGCUUCGUAAGCGGACCACACGACUCUUGUAGAACAGUUGCAUGCCAG